Messenger RNA from Eubalaena glacialis (North Atlantic right whale), 3681 nucleotides. RefSeq names its product apelin receptor (gene APLNR). NCBI's taxonomy places the organism in Eukaryota, Metazoa, Chordata, Mammalia, Artiodactyla, Balaenidae. Gene Ontology annotation, biological process: immune response; G protein-coupled receptor signaling pathway. The record is from RefSeq and is a predicted model, not a curated record. The transcript has a single exon. Gene Ontology annotation, molecular function: G protein-coupled receptor activity. Gene Ontology annotation, cellular component: membrane. The coding region runs from base 275 to 1426 and encodes 383 amino acids.
ACAGAGACUCAGGAGGGCGCGAGGAAGUGUCUGAGCUGAGGCUGGGGCAGGGCAGGAGGGGGUGGAGGGAAGCCUGCAGGAGGGAGGCAUCCUUCAGGGUCCAGAGGAGCCAGAGGCAGCUCCUCCCGCUGCUAGGAAGGGCUCUGGACACCUCCAGCCCUUCCCGCCUGCCCUCCGAGGCUCCAGCCAGCAGCUGAGGGCACUGGCUGAGUUGGCGCAACACAGCCACGGAGCUGGUACCCCCGGGACCCCCUGCCCGACUUCGCUCCCCAGCAUGGAGGAAGGUGGCGAUUUCGACAACUACUACGGGGUAGACAACCAGUCUGAGUGUGAGUACGCCGACUGGAAGUCCUCGGGGGCCCUCAUCCCUGCCAUCUACAUGCUGGUCUUCCUGCUGGGCACCACGGGCAACGGCCUGGUGCUCUGGACUGUGUUUCGGAGCAGCCGCGAGAAGAGGCGCUCGGCUGACAUCUUCAUCGCCAGCCUGGCGGUGGCCGACCUGACUUUCGUGGUGACCCUGCCGCUGUGGGCCACCUACACGUACCGAGACUACGACUGGCCCUUCGGCGCCUUCGCCUGCAAGCUCAGCAGCUAUCUCAUCUUCGUCAACAUGUACGCCAGCGUCUUCUGCCUCACCGGCCUCAGCUUCGACCGCUACCUGGCCAUCGUGAGGCCAGUGGCCAACGCUCGGCUGAGGCUGCGGGUCAGCGGGGCCGCGGCCACGGCCGUCCUGUGGGCGCUGGCCGCCCUCCUGGCCGUGCCGGUCAUGGUGUUCCGCUCCACUGGCGCCAUCCUCCACGUGGAGAACAGCACCAGGGUGCAGUGCUACAUGGAUUACUCCAUGGUGGCCACCCCGAGCUCCGAGUGGGCCUGGGAGGUGGGCCUGGGCGUCUCGUCCACCGCCGUGGGCUUCGUGGUGCCCUUCACCAUCAUGCUGACCUGCUAUUUCUUCAUCGCCCAGACCAUCGCCGGCCACUUCCGCAAGGAGCGCAUCGAGGGCCUGCGGAAGCGGCGCCGGCUCCUGAGCAUCAUCGUGGUGCUGGUGGUGACCUUCGCCCUGUGCUGGAUGCCCUACCACCUGGUGAAGACGCUCUACAUGCUGGGCAGCCUGCUGCACUGGCCCUGUGACUUCGACAUCUUCCUCCUGAACGUCUUCCCCUACUGCACCUGCAUCAGCUACGUCAACAGCUGCCUCAACCCCUUCCUCUACGCCUUCUUCGACCUGCGCUUCCGCCAGGCCUGCGCCUCCGUGCUCUGCUGGGGACAGAGCAGGUGCGGGGGAGCCUCCCACAGCAGCAGCGGGGAGAAGUCGGCCAGCUACUCCUCCGGGCACAGCCAGGGGCCCGGCCCCGGCAGCGGGAAGGGCGGAGAGCCGACGCAGGAGAAAUCCAUCCCUUACAGCCAAGAGACCCUCGUGGUUGACUAGGGCUGGGAUCCCGAGCGCCUGGUGCCCUCUGCCCGGCCCCAGCCUUUGCCCUUGCUCUCUGAAGGUCAGGUAGCCGGGGGCACCUUCUCUCUUGCACUUGACUCCUUUCCCUGCUCCCUGCCUCCUGCCUGUGUCUUGUCCCCCUUUUCCCUUUGCUCUGGUUCAGAGGUUUGUGGUUUAGUGGAGAGAGAUUGAGCCCUGCAGACCCGGGCUCGGCCACUCAGUCUCUGUGAGACUGACCUUGCCCCAGUCUCUUAAACUCUCUGAGACUCAGUUUCUCUAUGUGUAGAAAAUGGAGAAACUAAAAUGAUGUGUGUCCUGGCUCAGUAAAAGUCCAUUUCCCCCCAGCAUUUUUCUUGGAUCUCCAGCUUUUUUCUCGCCCCCAUUUCCUUUUAGGUUUCUCGCCCCUCUUCCUCCCUCUGUUUCCCCCUUUCUCUCUGCAGUUUUUACUCAGAAUCCUUACCUCCUGUCUCCCAACCCCUCUCGCAUAGCUCGUCUGCCUCGUUCAGUCCCUCCUUUCCAUUUUUACUUCUUUGUUCUGAAGGGCUCCUAAGGGUUAAGAAUCCUGAAGCUUGCAAACACUGCCCCUGUUCAAGCUCUUUGUCCUGUUCCCUGAGUGCCCCGGGGAGGGAAUGGGGGAAUGGGAAUGGGCCGGGCAGGAGGCGGGCUGGGUAUCAGCAAAAUUACUGCUCCCGUCCCUGUAGCUGGGGGCUCCAGAGCCUCCCUCCGAACUGGAGCGGUUUGCUGUCAUUUCAGGCACUGGAGGUAGAGCCAUCCAUGAAGGGGGCCUCCUUUCCUGCAGCCCCUCCAUGAUGCCAACUAGAUAUGCUUUCUACAGAUUUCCUUAGACCCUUUUUUGCAUCCUCUAUUUUCUGUGGGGACUGGAACGUAAUGGGGUUGAUGAAGCAGCAGGCUCCUUGGUUUCAUGAUAUGAAUGGGGAGCUGGGAAGGGAAAAUGGAGAAAGAGGGGGAGUCUGCAUUUAGUCUAACUGCUGCUUGGGUUCCCUCCCCAAAUCCUCAUCCCUCCAGCCUCCUCCAGAACCGUGAGCUGCAGGCCUCUCCCUGUCUCUCCACCCCAUCCCGACAUCUCCAGGAUGUUUUUCUUGGGCACUGGUGUGAAUGGGUGCCAAGGGUCACUUUGGUGGGGGUGGGGCGCUUGCUUUGUGUGUGUACAUAUGUGUAAACAAGGAUGAGCAUCACAUGAAUAGCGGUGUGCCUGUGUCACUUGUCACUUGGAUGAACUCACCCCCCCUACUCUCCAGGUCUCUGCUCUUCACCCAAUAUCCUUGAGGGAAGAAGGGACAGGCUGAGGCAAUUUAGAAUAAAAAUGAGUCCACCCCCACUGGAUUUGGGGGCUCCGACGGCUGGUCCGCGCUUUAAGAGAGAAGUCUGUGUUUGUGCCCAGGCUCCCUAUAGGGAGAUCCCCUCCCAAAGCAGCUGGCGCCCAAAGCUUGGCGAAGUCUUGUGCUCUGGGUCCCUGUGCCGCUGUCCCUGGUUCUAUGAGGGAAAUGGGAGCUUCCCUUGACCCCUUUCCCAAGCCUGCCAACGUUGCUUUGAAUUUUUAAGCAUCUCCUUCAUCACUCUUUAUUUUUCCAGGGUCAGUAGCCCUCUUCCUAAAGGGGGACACCUGCUUACCAUGUGGUGGAAAGCACCGGGUGGGUUUCUUUCUCACCUCCCGUCAGGAUCAGACUGCUUGGCUUCUUGGGGGGCUGGGAACGGGGACUGGAGCCGUCACUGCAAGACUGGUGGCAUGACAGUCACACCGCCAGAGAGGCUUUGAGGAUGAAGAUGCUUGUGGGGCCUUUGUGCACUGAGGGCAGGGUGUGUGUAUUCCGGGUUUUGUUCUUGGAGGACUCUGGACGUGAAGGACAAGACAUGAGCCAUGGAGGCAGGAAGAGCCCAGCUUGAUGUCCGUGGACAUCUUGACCUUGGAUGGGAUGGAGCCAGCUCUGGGAGCACAGGGAGGGGAAGAAGGGAAGGGACUUAUCUCAGCUUAUUCUUCCCAUCUCAGGCCAGAAUCUUUCCACAGACUCACUUUCUCAGUCCAGGGCUGUCCCCAAAGCAUCCAGUCAAGGCUGGAGGAAGCUCCCAGAAGGGAAGAGGGUGCCCCCUGAGGCCCCAUCGGUGAUCCUGGACAGAUGGUGGAGGAGGCUGCCGGCUGCCCCACUUGCCCCUUCUUUGGAAUGUCUAUGCUAUUUUUUGACCCUGUUAGUCACUGCGGUUCAUCAAAUAAAUCUUUUUGUGUGUGUGUGUAA